This is a messenger RNA of Epinephelus lanceolatus (giant grouper), 4499 nucleotides long. It is a transcript of the gene pdgfd, whose product is annotated as platelet derived growth factor d. Gene Ontology annotation, molecular function: growth factor activity; platelet-derived growth factor receptor binding. Gene Ontology annotation, cellular component: membrane. The record is from RefSeq and is a predicted model, not a curated record. NCBI's taxonomy places the organism in Eukaryota, Metazoa, Chordata, Actinopteri, Perciformes, Serranidae. Gene Ontology annotation, biological process: positive regulation of ERK1 and ERK2 cascade; positive regulation of cell population proliferation; positive regulation of phosphatidylinositol 3-kinase/protein kinase B signal transduction.
UAGCUCAGACGCGCCUGAUAGAAAGCAGUAAACUAUGCAGGAUAUGUCUCAGUGACUGAACAGAAUUUAUCCUCUCCGCAGCGAUAAGAAGUUCGGCGCCUGUGAGCUCCUGUGUGACCGUGAACGCAACUAUAUCACCCUCCACCUGCACUUAAUUGUUUCGGAGUUUUGCUCUCGGUGUCUGUGGGGCGCGUAACUUCCAGCAGAGGACAAGCACUGGGAUUGUGGGGCACUCCGGCACAGGACGGGACAUCGUGUGCGCCAGGCGUCAGGCAGAGGAGUCAACAAGUGGCUCUCAUUUGCGGGAAGAGGAGGGAGAUUAUGAAAGAGUCAAGUUGCUGAAUGGAAAGUUAAUGUGGACUUUUCUAGUCGGUAUUUAAAGUGAGUGAUAGUUUGUUUGAGCCUCUGGAAGGUGACGAGGACAUAGUUUUUAAGUGUUUACGCAUUUGUUAUCAGCAUGAGUGGACCGGUGGUUUUCCAGAUGUGGAUGGUUUUAUUGUUGGGGACUAUAACAGGGGUCGCGAGGGCUCAGGUCUCUACUGCCAAAGUGAUGAGGGGCAACAUCAGGAGAGACGACAGCAAUCACCUCACCACAGACUUGUACCGCAAGGAGGAAAACAUCACAGUCACGCCAGUGGGUGGAGCCGUCCACAGCCCACGCUACCCCAACGCUUACCCCCGCAAUCUGCUGUUGUCAUGGAAACUGCUGUCGCCACCAGGGAGCCGCAUUCACCUGGAGUUUGACGGACACUUCGGUCUGGAGGAGGCUGAGAAUGGAGUGUGCAGGUAUGACUUUGUUGAAGUGGAGGACCAAUCCGAGACCAGCACUAUAAUUUGGGGUCGCUGGUGUGGGCAGAAGGCACCGCCUAGUCUCAACUCCAAAACCAACCUGCUCAGAGUCACCUUCAAGUCUGACGAUUACUUUGUUGCAAAGCCAGGAUUCAAAGUCUACUACUCACUGCUGUAUGACUCUCCUUUGCCUGCAUCCAACACCAACUGGGAGGCUGUCACCAUGCCCAUGUCGGACAGUGUUGUAGGGCAAAUGCCAGCCACAGUCACACAGGUUCCGUUCUCAUUGGAGGAUUUGGACCGGACCAUAGCUGCCUUUGACACUGUGGAACAGCUCUUCAGAUCCCUGAGCCCAGACACCUGGAGACAGGACCUGGACAGCAUCUACACUCAAACACACAUACAUUACAGAUCCAGGGCCUAUCAUCUGGCAAGCAGACAUAAUAAAGUUGAUCUGAACCGUCUCUAUGACGACGUAAAGCGGUACAGCUGUACGCCUCGCAACUACUCUGUGAACCUGCGCGAGGAGCUGAGGGUCACCAACGCCGUCUUCUUCCCGCGAUGUCUGCUGGUCAAACGCUGUGGAGGCAACUGUGGCUGCGGAACAGAGAACUGGAACAACGGGUGCAUCUGCCAGGCCUCCAAGACGACACUCAAACUACAUGAGGUGCUGAAAUACUCCCCAGAGGUCACUCUGCAUCAGCGCCAUCGGAGGCCACGGGUGCGCUGGAUCAUAGAUGAGAUCUUCCUCACACACCAUGAAAAGUGCGAGUGUGCGUGUCCCUCCCAGCCCCCUCGCUGAGACACCCUGACCGGCACAUUCAUCUGGAACUGUUGGACAAGUUCUUCUUUUUAUCUUUUUUGCUACGAACUUCAUAUAAUUACAGCAACGCAGACACACGCGCCGCAAAGAAGGCGGCAACAAUUUGACUGACAAACAGCAGCUAGCACCAUUCAGUGACAUUUGUUCUUGCAGAUAAACCACCUCCCUUCCUCUGUACACAGGCUAAACUUGUAAUGCAUAAAUAUUUCCAGCCCAACAAGUUUGUUAUUUAACAUUCCUACAGCUUGGAGUCUAAAUUUUCCCUGUUUCAAUCAGUUUUUUCCUUCAAAAACUACACACAAAAGAUUCUUUGGACUACAAAAAAAUACCAUUCCAUGCUAUUAAAAACAUAACACCAAUGUUGCAUCAAACUUACAUCGUGAUUUGAGGAGUUUAAUGGAUGCCAACUUAAUUGGAUUGAUAUUUAAUUGACUUCAACCACUGUGUAAACAGUUUUUCAUUCCUAUUUCAUGUGUAUGUUUUUGCAUUCCGUCGUGUUAUAUAAAGAGCGUUUGUAGAAACUUCAGGCACUUCUUCUGCCAGGAGCACACUGAGAUGAGUGAGCGUGAGACAGAAGGAGGGAGGGAGAGGGGUUGGAAGUGUAAACCAAAAUAACACUUUAUCUUGAUGUGAAAUUAGGCUAACCACAACCCUCCAGAUCUGAAUUGCACACUAACGCACUCACACACAUUCGCUCUAGGCUUCCGCGCCCACCUAAAGACAAAAAGUGAAGUUAUUUAUACUGAAUUCUUCACUGCUCUAUUUUCCAGUGAAGCCCUCCUUUGUUUUGCACACAUUCCUGCCUGCAUAUAUUCACGCUUGCCUUUGUCUGUCCUUCCAUCCAUACGUGUCUUUUCUUUCUUUCUCACUGCAUCGCACACACACAUACUCUCCCUUCAUCACACACUCUCUAACACAUCAAAGGAGAUGUCAGAUCAGGCUGCUGCCCGGUUUUCUGAGCGUUCCAGGCAUUCCAACUGCUAACUAGAAUUCUGCUUACAUAGUUAAAACCAUGAACCUCAGACCCUGAACACGUAAGAGGAAAGAGAGUUGUUUAGGAGAGGCGGCUGACAGAAGAGGGACAAUCAAGCCUCCUGUUCGUAGAUUACCGGCACUCCUGGAUGGGAGAUGAGAGAGGAGCCACUUCGGAGACACAACACAAAAAAGAUUGCAGCUACUUCAGCAGGUUCAAUCAGCAUGUUCAUUUUUUGCGCUUGCCUGAUUUUUUUGUCAAGCUGCUUUUACUCCUCGCAAAGAUGCUCACAUGUAUCACAAUCUGACCCGCUGCUUUGCAAGUCUGCUGCAGCACCACAGUGAAAAGAGAUCUGUGGGAAUUAGAGUCAUGUUGUUAGUCUCUGCUGAAAAUACCACUGAUAAUUGAGAGUGUGUGUGUGUGUGUGUGUGUGUGUGUGUGUGUGUGUGCAUGUGAGUGCCAGUCUGCCUGUAACAGCUCAGGAAGAGGUCCUUUUGUUUAAGGGGUGGAGGGUUACCAACAGUCUGUGAGAGCUGGCAGCCGAUACAAGCAUGGGAAUGGUCGGCAUGUGACUGUGCGUGCAAGUGCGUGCAUAUGUGUGUGUGUGUGUGUGUGUGUGUGUGUGUAGGUAGCUAGAGUAUCAAAGCAAUAGAGCAAGAAUUCAAAGUAACAGCUUAUCAUUGCCAAACACAUGACCCAGCUGUGAGGAAUAAAUCAUCAGUCAUCUCUCCAUCAUCACCUCCCAUGUGUCACACGCUCAGGCCCGCUUACAGGCCAGAUUUACACAGAAAAUGGGAUUUUACACACUACUUUUGUUCUAAAGACAGACAAAAAAAGAGAAUAACCGGACACUGAGACGAUUCCGCGGUCACAGUGAAACCCGAUCAGCUGUGUGCCGGCGCUCUUUCAUGUGCAUGUGUGCGCUGUAAGUCACGGGUUUUAUUUGGCAGGUGUGGGAUACAAAACACCCUUCAAUGGUCCAAAAGUGUGUCAGGUUGUGCGGUAGUCACAUUCCAAGUAAUUUCCCAGACAGACAGACAGACAGACAGACACACACACACACACACACACACACACACACACACACACACACAGAAAGCAGCUUCACUCUGCUGUAAAGCUUUUGUCUUCUGUUCGCUUGUGAAAUUAGCUCUCAUUCCUGUGGGUUUCAUUUUGAAACAGAGAUAAACACAAAGCUCAUACAGAGUGGGUGAUUUUUUCAAAUUUCGCAGACGAUGCUUGGCAGGUAAAUCUCCACUUUAUAUUUUCAGUAUCUAACGAGCCAGAUGGUGAUGAGGUAAUGUGUCGUUUUCCAAGAUGCUCUGUUGCAAAAUGUACAGUCACUCUAGCAAGACGUUUUAUCAACUCUGCUGCAAAUUCAUGUAUUUUAAAUGUACGUGAGGGGUGUGUGUGUGUGUGUGUGUAUGUGUGUGUGUGUGUGCUUCCUGUGUCUGCCAGUUUGCUGGUGUUAUCAGCACAUUCCAUUGUUUCGUGGCACAAAGACACAUUCCUCUUUUCCUCAAAACUGGUUCAUUUUCUCCUCCAGUUUAUUACAAUAGAACCACAUGAGUUUCAACAUCAGACACGUAAAACUGUAUCAUUGUUUGAGUUUUUGUUUUAUUUUUGUAGGGCUGCCCCCCAAUAGUCAACCAAACGUUAGUCGACCAGAGAGAUCAUUAGUCAGCAAGAUUUCAUUGGUCACUUAAUCGCAGGAAGAAAAAAAAAAAGCUCUUGAAAGCUGGCACAAGACUAGCGCCCAGCAUCUGGCCUCGCAUUUCCAGGCAGUUAAAGACAUGGCAUGUAUAUACAUGGCAUGUAUAUAGCCCCUAAUUUCCAGGGCUGGUACCUGCGGUUAUUCCACAGGCUAGUUAAUAACAUGUCGGGCAGGAAAUCCAAAGUGUGGGAUCAUUUUGA